Molecule: messenger RNA, 822 nt
Organism: Trichoderma atroviride IMI 206040
Lineage: Eukaryota; Fungi; Ascomycota; Sordariomycetes; Hypocreales; Hypocreaceae
Biological process (GO): sphingoid catabolic process
Cellular component (GO): endoplasmic reticulum
Source: RefSeq, a predicted model, not a curated record
CUCUCGCUGCCUCUGUAUCCUCUGCCAACCCCGAAAGAAUGUCGCUGGACCUGGAAAAGCACUUGACGUUUUAUGGCGCAUACCAUCACAACAGCGUCAAUGUGGCCAUUCAUAUGAUCUGCGUGCCUCUGCUGCUCGUAUCAGGAUUUGCUUUGGCCACGUAUACGGGUACAAUCGUUCACACGCCCAGCUGGGCAACCGUCCCAUAUCUGGAUCUCAAUCUGGGCACCAUCGGAGCUUUCCUCUACGCAGCGCUGUAUCUGCUGUUAGAGCCGGUAGCGGGCUUUGUUUUGGCUGCUUUCUGUCUCGGUAGCACGGCAUUCGUCAACUCAUGGCACCUUCGUGAUCCCACUUUGACCUUCCAGGUCGCUCUUGGAGUUCACAUCGUUUGCUGGAUCGCGCAGUUCAUUGGCCAUGGAGCUUUCGAGGGUCGCGCCCCUGCUCUGAUGGACAAUCUCGUCCAAGCCAUCUUCCUGGCGCCCAUGUUUGUCUGGCUAGAGAUGCUCUUCAAGCUGGGGUACCGACGAGAGCUUCAGGCUCGUGUCGAGAAAGCUGUAGUGAAGGAGAUUGCCAAGUUCGAAGCCGCAUCAAAGAAUGGCAAGGCCAAUUAAACCGGUGCCAGCUGAGAGAUAUGAGCCCUGGCCAGAUAUAUCGAGGCCUCUCAAAUCUCCGAUCAGCCAUACUCACAUCUGAGCCCUCUCCCCAUUCAGUUGUUAGUCAACAAACACGUCAUUUUAACUUUGGAUGAGAUACAGCCUCUGACGACAGGCCUCGAAUUCCCAAUUCUUACGUCUCAUUAACCAAACAGACAGGAUUUAAUAU